This is a messenger RNA of Plasmodium cynomolgi strain B, 336 nucleotides long. RefSeq lists its product as hypothetical. The annotation marks the transcript as partial. Lineage: Eukaryota; Apicomplexa; Aconoidasida; Haemosporida; Plasmodiidae. The record is from RefSeq and is a predicted model, not a curated record. The transcript has a single exon.
GAGAUACUGUGUAAUCAAGAUUCUUCUCCCAGUGUACCUAAUUCUGCGGAAUUACAAAGUGGCAAUUAUACUCAAACUGAAUCGCACACUCGACAAGAAACAACUGGUCUAGAAAAUCAAGUAAAAAUGGAAAAUACACAGAACGAUGAAAAAUCCCAUCAAGAGCCCAAGUCAAAUAUGGAACAUGAUGCACACAUAGAAAAAUCACAAAAUCAGAGAGGUUUUCAAGACUCAACACAAGGUUUACAUCAUGGAAAAGAGGAAUCAUAUAAAGGAGGUAAACAUUAUUUAAAAGAUAAAUAUUCUCAACUAACUAUAUAUUCAAAAUUAUAUUGA